This is a messenger RNA of Cyphellophora attinorum, 495 nucleotides long. RefSeq lists its product as uncharacterized. Bases 1 to 495 code for a protein of 164 amino acids. The record is from RefSeq and is a predicted model, not a curated record. The transcript has a single exon. NCBI's taxonomy places the organism in Eukaryota, Fungi, Ascomycota, Eurotiomycetes, Chaetothyriales, Cyphellophoraceae.
AUGCCAGCAAACUUCCUCUCCUACACCGCCCCGAUCAACCCUCCCUCCACCACCCCCACCCUCACCCUCUCACAAAUCUGGACCGCCCUCCGCCUCAAAAUCCGCUCCGGCGAGACAUUCGUCCCCAACGCCAUAAAAUCCACCUCCGUCGUCCGCGAAUACACCUCCACCCCGCUCUCCCUCCCCACCAUCGACCGCGAAGUCACCUUCCACGAGGGCAACCGCGUAAUGAAGGAGACCUGCGUGGAGUACUACCCCCUAAAAGUCGAGUUCCUGCAGACCGACGGCGGGCGGGUAAUGAAUAUCGUGAGUCAGGGGAGUGGGGAGCAGGGGGUGGAUUUGUUCAUGACGUACUCGUUUGAGUGGGUGUUGCCGGAGGGGGUGUCGGCGGAGGAGCAGGAGGAGAAGAGGAAAGGGCAGGAGAAGAUGGCCAAGGUGGCGGUUGAGAGUACGAUUGAGAUUAUGCGGGGUAUGGCGAGGGAGGGGAAGUUGUAA